This is a messenger RNA of Helobdella robusta, 1272 nucleotides long. RefSeq lists its product as hypothetical. Bases 1 to 1272 code for a protein of 423 amino acids. The record is from RefSeq and is a predicted model, not a curated record. The transcript is spliced from 4 exons. Lineage: Eukaryota; Metazoa; Annelida; Clitellata; Rhynchobdellida; Glossiphoniidae.
AUGGUCAACAGUAUCAAAAGCCGAGGAAAAGUCAAGAGCAAGAAGAAGAAAAAUUCUUUAAGUAAAUUAGAAGGAAGUAGAUCUAGAGAACAGGUUGUGGACGACAUAGAAUUAAUAAUUUUAGUUAGUUCUAAAAGAUUUAUUGGAGUAAAUACAGAAAAAGAUUCAGCAAGAUGUAGAAAGGAAUACAAAAAAAGUAGAGAGAUUCAGCGAGUGAGUAUAAUUCAUCUAAAAAUAAAGUUUUGCAAGGGACGUAAAGGUUUAAAAAUGCACCAACGCUCAUGUGCCAUUCAUAAGAGACUCAAACUGUCAGUGGAAAUAGAGAACGGCAAUGAAACGGCAAAUUCAGCUUCAAAAUUGGACUCGACGCCGCCAGAGGACAAGCAACAGUCGCAUUCAAAGAACGCCACGCAACAGUUUCCCUCAACAAACGCCACACAUCAACCUUCUUCAAAUAGCACCUUGCAACAACUUCUUCCAAAUAGCGUCAUGCAACAGUUCUCUCCAACAAACGCCACGGAACAAAUUUCUUCAACAAACGCCAUGCAACAUCAUUCUUCAAAUAACGCUGCACAACAAGUUCCUCUAACAAACGACAUGCAACAACCUUCUCCAUCAAACAACAUGCAAGAAUUUUCUCCAACAAACGCCUUACUGCAAUCUCAAUCAACAAAAGUCAUUCAACAACUUCCCUCAACAAACGCCAUACAACGAUUCUCUCCAACAAAUGCCAUGCAGCAACCUUCUCUGGCAAACACCAUGCAACAAUUCUCCUCAACAAACGCCUCGCAGGAGUCUCCGCCAACAAAGCCACUUAAAACGGACAAUUGGGCACCAAGUUCAGACAAAACCGCAAUGCCGCUCGCAGGAGUCAUACUCCCGAAAAGCCACGCUCAAUGGUUAGAAGCCAACACCUACUUCCAACUACAACGACACACUCUACCGAACUUCGACAAUCUAAACAACUUCACUGUUGCAUUUCAGACCAUGAUAUACAACUACUUCGCAAAAAAUUAUGGUACAAUCAAGCAUAAAGUGGAAUCUGACGUCAAUAAUAACCAUCAAAUUAGAUUAUUAAAAAAAGAAUUGAAGCACCUCAAGCAGCUGGGCCACGACAAUCAUCAUUUUGAUGCCAAAAUAGGACUGGUGAGUAAACUGCUGCGAUCGAAAUUGGCAUUGAAACAAUCGGCUAACGCAAAAAAAACAAGAUACAAAAUCCCAGCUGAGACAUCGAUUCUGGUGGUAUUGCAAAAAAUUAUUCACACCAGCUGA